GUAAUAUUCCUGCAAUUAUGUCUUAUCACUUCGCAAAGACGUGCGCUAACACGAAUAGUCUCUGUCAUGUGUUGAUGCAUGUACGACCUAUGAUUUGUAUUCAGAGAUUUAGCUACGCUCACAAUAUAAACAUAAACUUGAAUGGUGGACCAGUCAGUAUUCUAAAACAGAAAAUAGCUAGGGGCGAGCUGAUGAACGAUACAUACCAGACGAAAGUGACACAGACCCUGCAGCAAAUUUACCAAGAAGUUCAAGAUUAUAAGCCACAGCAAUUAAAUCUGCUGGAAAAAUGGUUCGGCAGCAAGCGGAGGGAUGCGCCGAAAGGGUUGUACAUUUACGGAGCAGUGGGUGGAGGUAAAACAAUGUUGAUGGACCUAUUUUACAAUUGUUGCCAGAUUGAAAAUAAGAAAAGGGUCCACUUUCAUUCUUUCAUGCUGGAUGUGCAUAGUAGAGUGCACGAAGUAAAGAAGACCAUUGUACGAGAUGUGACUAGUACCAAGCUGCAACCUUUUGAUCCGAUACCUCCAAUUGCCUCUGACAUUGCAGAGGAGACUUGGCUGUUGUGCUUCGAUGAAUUUCAGGUAACGGAUAUCGCGGAUGCGAUGAUAUUGAAACGGCUGUUCACAGAGCUGUUCGAUAAUGGCGUGAUAGUGGUCGCGACUAGUAACAGAUCGCCAGAUGAUCUAUAUAAGAACGGACUGCAGAGAGGAAAUUUUGUACCAUUUAUAAAAGUGCUGAAAGAUCACUGCCUCGUUAGUAACUUGGACUCUGGGAUAGAUUACAGAUUAAAAUCGGGAUCCGGAAAUAAGAAGAUAUACUUCAUAAAAGGCAAAGACGCCACGAACGACGUAGAUAAAGUCUUCAAGUACCUGUGUUCCAUGGAGAACGACGUGAUACGAUCGCGCACGAUUUCCAUAAGAGGACGCAAUGUCACUUUUCGAAAAACUUGCGGGCAGGUGCUGGACUCCACUUUCGAGGAAUUAUGCGACAGGCCUCUUGGAGCAAGCGAUUAUUUGCAAUUGAGUCAAAUCUUCCAUACAGUCAUAAUAAGAGACAUGCCUCAGUUGAACCUACGACUUAAAUCUCAAGCUAGGCGAUUUAUUACUCUUAUCGAUACAUUGUAUGAUAAUAAGGUACGGGUAGUUAUGUCGGCGGCUGUACCACACACGCAGUUAUUUUUAUCAGAAAACGAGUCCGAAUAUACCGAUGAGAAAAGGAUGCUAAUGGACGAUUUGAAGAUUACGCAUGGCUCGGAGGAUCACAAGGCAAACAUCUUUACUGGAGAAGAGGAAAUCUUCGCGUUUGACCGUACCGUGUCGCGUCUGGCUGAAAUGCAGACCUCACAGUAUUGGGAGCAGUGGGAGCACCACAGAUAAUGAUAGUGUUAAGACUAGUGCAAAUAGAUCUGUGUGGCUCCGUACGAAUUCCCAUUCACUUAAAACUAAAGAUUGUUAAUGACGAUUGUAAUUUUUAUAAAACGAUCUCUCGCGAGUAGUUAUUUAAGUUUUCGUUAAGUGUGCGCUUUACACUCGAAGCGUAAUUUUCACGCUUUCUCAGUAUUUUACCUCAUAAAUUAUUUUGUUGGGAACGCAAGUUCCUCGAA
Mycetomoellerius zeteki is the source of this 1603-nucleotide messenger RNA. RefSeq names its product putative ATPase N2B. The transcript is spliced from 7 exons. The record is from RefSeq and is a predicted model, not a curated record. Gene Ontology annotation, cellular component: cytoplasm; mitochondrion. Gene Ontology annotation, molecular function: ATP hydrolysis activity; ATP binding. The coding region runs from base 18 to 1376 and encodes 452 amino acids. NCBI's taxonomy places the organism in Eukaryota, Metazoa, Arthropoda, Insecta, Hymenoptera, Formicidae.